CUGAGGGCAGCGCCUUCACUCGGAGCCGCCAUGGCUCCACCCCGUCCCUGGCACGCUGAGGGCAGCGCCUUCACUCGGAGCCGCCAUGGCUCCACCCCGUCCCUGGCACACUGAGGGCAGCGCCUUCACUCGGAGCCGCCAUGGCUCCACCCCGUCCUUGGCACACUGAGGGCAGCGCCUUCACUCGGAGCCGCCAUGGCUCCACCCCGUCCCUGGCACACUGAGGGCAGCGCCUUCACUCGGAGCCGCCAUGGCUCCACCCCGUCCCUGGCAGGCUGAGAGCAACGGCUUCAGUCGCGGGCUGAGGGCGGCGCGGCCAGCCCGAUGGCCGCUGUGUUCCUGGUUACGCUGUACGAGUAUUCGCCGCUGUUUUACAUCGCCCUGGUGUCCGUCUGCUUCCUCGUCACCAGCGCGCUCGUCCUCGGCUGGUUUGGCUUGGGUGUUCCUGUUAUUCUGAGGAACUCAGAAGAGACAGAAUCCAGCACAAGGGUAUUGAAAAAGCGGAUGAGACAAGUGAAGAAUCCUUUUGGGUUGGAGAUCCCUAAUCCUGCUACAGCUUCAGUAACAAGGGGUGUAACACUGACACCUGACUGCCUGGAGGACUGUGUCCUUACCUGCUACUGGGGCUGCAAUGUCCAGAAACUCCACAAAGCGCUGCAGAAACACGUCUACUGCUUCAGAAUAAAGACUCCUCAGGCAUUAGAGGAUGCUCUCUACAACGAAUACCUCUACAAACAGCAGUACUUCAUUAAAAGAAAUGACAAGUCAGAGAAGUAUUGUCAGUUACCAGAAGAUGCUCAAGUUGUGGAUUUUGGCCCUGUGCCUAGAGCUCGCUAUCCCUUGGUAGCACUGCUGACGUUGGCAGAUGAAGAAGACAGAGAAAUAUAUGAUAUUAUUGCAAUGGUAGCUGUAAUUCACAUUCCUGAUGAAAGCUACAGACUUUCCUGCCGAAUUUUGUAUCAGUAUCUCCUCCUAGCUCAAGGUCAAUACCAUGAUCUGAAGCUUUUCUCCACAUCCAGUUCCAGGACAGCUGCUCAGGCUCAGGAAGGGAAAGCCGUGCUCCACAAUCCUCAGCUCAGCUCUCCUGCAGCUCCAGGGUACACACAAGGUGCUGCACACCUCCAAACCAGGGAAGGAAUCUUCCCCCACUCAAAGAUGCUGUUGAGUUUGGAGGCAGAACAGAGCUCAACUGGGGGUUAUCAGACAUCAGUCUCCUGCCAGCAGAACUGUGAGAUACAGCUAUUGUGUCUUCCCUGAUCACAUGCAGCACAGCACAUUUGGUUUGUUCACUCCAGUUCCUGAGGGUCCUCAAUUUCAAGGAUUUUCCCUGUAGGGAAAGACUGCCAGCUCAAAAAGCACCAGCUUGGAGGGAGCCUGGUAUGGAAUACUGCUGGCAGCAAGGCUGAGGAUGAUUAUGGCAAGUGAGGAGCCCUGAAGGAGUCAGACAUGGCAUUGUCUCUGCUUGCCAGGGUGAGCAGAGCCCUGUGGGGCAGCACAUUCCAUUGAUCAAAGUAAGACCCAGGUAUGGCACAGCACAGCUUGAAAAGCAAUGAUUUUCAUUCACCAGAUGCUGCCAUACGUGAGACAAGGUUGGUGACCCAGCUGCUGCCUUUCUCCUCCCAGAUGCUCAGUACCAAACCCUGGCUGGAGUGGCUGCAAUAUCAUCCAAACCCUCCUCUGCUGAGACAGCUUGAAUGACACUUGAAAGAACUUACCUUUACAUUUUGCUCUAGGACCAAAAAGGAGUAUUUGCCAAGAGCUGGUGAAUUCCCAUUAAAGAAUGACUACAACUUU
Messenger RNA from Vidua chalybeata, 1794 nucleotides. It is a transcript of the gene CGRRF1, whose product is annotated as cell growth regulator with ring finger domain 1. Gene Ontology annotation, biological process: negative regulation of cell growth. NCBI's taxonomy places the organism in Eukaryota, Metazoa, Chordata, Aves, Passeriformes, Viduidae. The coding region runs from base 325 to 1257 and encodes 310 amino acids. The transcript has 7 exons. The record is from RefSeq and is a predicted model, not a curated record.